AUGACGACGAGGAAAUCCACCGCCACCGUCACCACCACUACCGCCUCCGUCACUACCGCCUGCAUCGCCAUCGCCGCCCCGCCGCCGCCCCCGUCAUCAUCGCCGCCACCGCCGCUGCCGCCGCCGUCAUCAUCGCCACCGCUGCUACCAUCGGCGGAACGUAGUCUUCCAAAAUAUAUUUUGUCAAACGAGUAUCCCAUGAGCGGCCAGCGUAUGCCGACGCCGUGUCUCAUGGGAUACUCGCAAAAUAUGAGACACCGGGCGCCGCGAUCACGAGCACCGCCACCGCCAGUAAUAACGCACAAGCUAAUGAAGAACAUGUUUCGGCGCGCGUUGCAACAGGCGAAAAAAGAAGGAUAUAUUGGUGGUGCAGGAUAUGGUGGAGGAUCUGUAGACGCGCCACCAAUAAAAAAUCAUCCGCCUUUUACUGAGGCGUCCAAUCCGCCGCCGCCCACCCAGGUGUACUAUCCGCCGCCGCCGCCGCCGUCCACCCAGGUGUACUAUCCGCCGACGCCGACUCAGGCGUACUAUCCGCCGCCGCCGCCGACUCAGACGUACUAUCCGCCGCCGCCGACUCAGGCGUACCAUCCGCCGCCGCCGACUCAGGCGUACUAUCCGCCGCCGCCGACUCAGGCGUACUAUCCGCCGCCGCCGACUCAGGCGUACAACCCGCCGCCGCCGACCCAGGUGUACAACCCGCCGCCGCCGACCCAGGUGUACAACCCGCCGCCUCCGACCCAGGCGUACAACCCGCCACCGCCGACCCAGGUGUAUAACCCGCCGCCGUCGACCCUGGCGUACACCCCUCCUCUGCCGACGCAAACGUACAAUCCGCCGCCGCCAACCCAGGCGUACAAUCCGCCGCCUCCGACCCAGGCGUACAACCCGCCACCGCCGACCCAGAUGUAUAACCCGCCGCCGUCGACCCUAGGGUACACCCCUCCUCUGCCGACCCAGACGUACAAUCCGCCGCUGCCGACCCAGGCGUACACCCCUCCUCCGCCGACCCAGGCGUACAAUCCGCCGCCGCCGACUCAGGUGUACAACCCGCCGCCGCCGACCCAGACAUAAAUUGUAUUUUUCUAAAUAAAAAUUAUCUUAACGUA
Molecule: messenger RNA, 1106 nt
Organism: Solenopsis invicta (red fire ant)
Lineage: Eukaryota; Metazoa; Arthropoda; Insecta; Hymenoptera; Formicidae
Product: extensin-like
Exons: 4
Coding region: 1-1071 (356 amino acids)
Source: RefSeq, a predicted model, not a curated record